Galendromus occidentalis (western predatory mite) is the source of this 2619-nucleotide messenger RNA. RefSeq lists its product as uncharacterized. NCBI's taxonomy places the organism in Eukaryota, Metazoa, Arthropoda, Arachnida, Mesostigmata, Phytoseiidae. The transcript has a single exon. The record is from RefSeq and is a predicted model, not a curated record. Bases 1 to 2619 code for a protein of 872 amino acids. Gene Ontology annotation, molecular function: catalytic activity.
AUGUCGGCUUAUAACUCCUUUGCAACUGUAAAUCCUGGUGCUGGUAGACCAUCAGGAGGUAUCUCCAUUUACAUCCGGUAUGGAGGACCGAAGAUGAAAAUUGUACACAGCGAUGAGUGUAGCUUGUUGUUGAGUUGCAAUAACUUCAGUAUGGGUGCAUUCUAUUUGCAACCUAACUGUAGCAUCGAAGAAGUACUGUCUAUUGUUGGGGAUAGGAUGGCGAAGCUCGAUUUCACGAAGUUGGUCAUUGUUGGCGGUGACUUCAACUGCCGCAUAGACUCUCCGUCGACGACCAAUAGAGGGAGUAUACUAUUGGAAUUCAUGGAAAGCUUGGGUCUGCUUUGCCAAAACCGAGCAGAAGAACAAACGUACAUCUGCUUCAAUGGCGGAAGUACAAGAGAUCUCGUUUUCACCAACGGCAUCGCCAGAAACAUCAAAGUUGAAGACCUCGAGGUGAGGAAACACCUACCGAUGAAGCUCCGGAUCCCACUCAAAGGAUUCAAAUCUCCGCCACAGAUGAGAACCCUAAGCAGGAAGAUUCGUAAAAGGAAGCUCGGAGCUGUGGGGCGCGCAUCGGUCCCGAUCUCCUCUGACAGCGAUCUCAACGAGAUCGAAGCCACCAUCACCGCCAAAGUGAUGAGUUGCUGCGACAGCCGGAAACAAUGGAAGCGCACUGCUCAACGUUGGUUCAAUUCAACUUGCUACCGCUCUCGCCGAGAAGUCCUCGCACUUCUACGCGAAUCCAGAUCCGACCCUGCGGCCAGGACAAGAUACUGUCAGGCCAGAAGACAGUACCACUCAGUACCGAUCUCAAUGAAAAAGAAUUUCGAGCUUGAGGAGGAGCGCAAACUCUUGCUCGAAGUGCAGCAGCGCCCAUAUCUGUACCUGAAGAGGAGAAGGAAAGGACUGGAACCGCUGCUUCAACCGGAAGAAGUGAAAUGCCACUUCGAUAGACUGCUUUGGAACGAAGACGCCUCUGAUAGGCCCUCGGUUCUGAGUCAGCUACCGCUCACCGCCGAACAGCACAUCAUCAAUCAACUCUUCACAGAAGUGGAGAUUUCUCAUGUGCUGUGCAGCCUCCCAUCGAGGAAGAGUGCUGGACCCAGUGGUUGUUACUACGAGCAUUGGCGUCAGACGGAGAAAGUGAUCCUUCGGGAUCUGCGGAUCUUGUUCAACAAGAUUCUUGACCAAGGCAGACUGCCUUCGACCUGGCACAGGGCUCGCCUGUCUCUUCUUUUUAAGGGCGGAGUCCACGACAAUAGGUCGGAUCUCAAUCUCUAUCGGGGCAUCGCAUCCGAAGAGACUUUGAAGAAAGUUUUCUGCAAGCUUCUGAUAUCCAGGAUGGAACCACUUCUCGACGAGUCGCUCCCUUGCGAGCAGUUCGGCUUUCGCCGUGGGGUCGGGACGCUGGACGCGAUUCACUACUUCCUUUCCGAGGUCGAGAGAACCGUAUCGGCACAUGGAAAGAUUUAUGCAGUCUUCAUUGACUGCACCAAGGCUUUCGACAAAGCAUCGAGGGCGUUGAUGCUGCAGAGUUUCGCUGACGUUGGGGUCGGAGGCCAGGCUCUGAAGAUUAUCGACAGUUUUUUCGGUGAGGAUCAUCUUGAGAUCCAGUUACAGCACGAGAAGGUCCAUGUCUCGCAAAACGACGGGACUCCGCAGGGCAACCCGCUCAGUUGUCUCGCAUUCAUACUGUUGAUUCGCAACCUUGUAGAUUUCAUAAGGUCAGAACCCAAAGCUUUCGUAGCUUUAUACGCGGACGACAUUGUGAUUGCCCACCCCAACCUGAAUGGGCUUCGCUCUGUACUACCGAGGAUUUCUACCUUGCUACGUGCCCGAGGGCUGGAAAUCAAUCGAAAUAAGACCAAGGUCGUCAAAUUCGGACGCUCAGCUCGUCUGGGAAAAGACGAUCACCUGAAACUCGAGGGACAGCCCCUGGAGUUCGUGAAAACCUUCAAGUACCUGGGAGUCCGCUUCCACUACUCUGUGAGCAACUUCCAUGCUCACGUCGAAGAGCGAGUGUGUCAGGCCCUCACAGCGUCAUACGAUGACAUCAAGAAACUAAACCGCCUGUCCCUGGAUUCCGCCAUCAUUCUCUUCAAGAUGAAACUGAUGCCAGUCAUCAGCUACGGACUAACGAGAAUAUGGAAAUACUUGACCGUCAAAGAUCUCAAGAAGUUAGAACAAUGUUUCACGCUCUACAUGAAACGGGCGCUGUGUCUCAACCGCGCGGCCCGCAGCCGUUACGUCUACGUCCUGAGUGGGGCACCACUCAUGAUUGACGUGAUGAGGCAGAGAAUUCGAGGCGACCAAACCGCUGCCUUCAGUUGUAUGCUCCAAGAAUGGAGUAAAAAGGUCAACGACGCUCUGACCGAAGUCAGUCGAGAAGACAUCUUCAAGAAGCCCGAGCUGUGGGCAGGCUCUGGGCUGGAUGAUAGGCAUAAGUUUACUAGGUAUUUAGUUCACGGCUACCAUCACAGGAUCUGUACGAACAGUGAAUUUCAUGAUGCUGAUGAAAAUGUUUGUACGUGUAGAUAUUGUGGCCUGCUAUGUGGGAAAUACCACGCCACCCGGUGUCUCGCUGGAAAAGUAAGCCUACACGGAUUAAGUCGAAUGUAA